AUGAAGGCUACAACCACCAUCCUUCUUCUGCAGUAUGUUGCUGCUUGCACGGGAUUCACGAUGCCAGAGCAAUUGCCCAAUGGUGUAUACAGUGUCCAUGUCAACGACCAAGGUCUUGAAGUCUAUGAAGGACUCACAGUUGACCACUCUACCACCGUGACUCCGAAAGCACCUUCAUCUGAGCUGGAAGCUCGUCAAUGGAAAGAUGAGGGUGGAUGGGACCGAAUCGAGUUCAUGGAUAACCUAUUGGCUGCAUAUUUUAGUCUUUCCAUGAACCAUGGAAAUUGCGAUACAGCAGUCGACAUGCUUAAAGCACAGUUUCGUGACUCCGACGGCGGCGUGGGUGAGGUUACCCAAGCUUGGUAUUCCAUUUGGGGUGAUGUGGUUGCAUUCUGCUGUACCGACGGUCAGUAUCCGAUGACUGCCACUAAUUAUGCCGGUCUUCUUGAGCGUAUCACCGAUCGAUGUGGCUGGUAUGUACCAGGAACUUUGGUACCAUCUUCCAUCGGGUUUGAUACGAUUGGUUGUGGCUAUAUGAACUAUUCUCCUGGCCUCGACUUCUGUGGCGCUUCAGACACCGGAAGAUUCAUGGGUGAUAAGGGACGUUGCUGA
Fusarium fujikuroi IMI 58289 is the source of this 612-nucleotide messenger RNA. RefSeq lists its product as uncharacterized. The record is from RefSeq and is a predicted model, not a curated record. NCBI's taxonomy places the organism in Eukaryota, Fungi, Ascomycota, Sordariomycetes, Hypocreales, Nectriaceae. The transcript is spliced from 3 exons. The coding region runs from base 1 to 612 and encodes 203 amino acids.